Stegodyphus dumicola is the source of this 921-nucleotide messenger RNA. RefSeq lists its product as uncharacterized. NCBI's taxonomy places the organism in Eukaryota, Metazoa, Arthropoda, Arachnida, Araneae, Eresidae. The record is from RefSeq and is a predicted model, not a curated record.
AUGAAAUUAAAAUCUGGAGAAAGUUUGGAAGGUAGGGAAGCCGAGUACACCUUACAAGAUGACUGUAUAAUGAGUGGUCAGAGGGUAGUUGUUCCGAAAAAACUCCGAGUUAAAAUUCUCGAAGAGUUACACCAAGGACAUUUAGGAAUCGUUAAAAUGAAGGCAAUCGCCAGAUCCUACGUCUUUUGGAAGGGAAUUGAUCAUGAUAUUGAAGAAGUUUCUAGGAACUGUGUCGAUUGUAUUAAGUUCAAAUCAGAUCCAGUAAGGGCAAGGGUCCAUCACUGGGAAUAUCCAAGUGCGCCUUGGGAACGCAUUCACGUAGAUUUUGCAGGCCCUAUUUUUGAACGAAUGUUCUUGAUUAUCAUUGACGCACAUUCUAAAUGGCUAGAAGUGUAUACCUUAAAGUCAGCAAAUUCCUUUCAGACAAUUGAAUGUUUGAGAGACUGUUUUGCAAGAUACGGACUGCCUUUAGUAGUAGUGAGUGACAAUGGUCCUCAGUUCACAUCGGGGGAAUUUGAAACUUUUAUAAGGAAUAAUGGAAUUAAACACAAAACGUGUGCUCCAUUUAAACCGGCAAGUAACGGGCAAGCAGAGCGGUACGUUUACACCGUUAAACAAGCAUUACGUGCAAUGCAAGGUUAUCCAGGAAAUAUUAAGCAAAAACUUGCCAUAUUCCUCAUGAAUUAUAGAAAGGCACCGAACAUGACAACCUUGUUAAGUCCAGCAAUGUUAUUCUUAAAAAGAGAAAUUAGAACUCGAAUUGAUUUAGUUGUUCCAAAUCUUAAACGAAGAGUGGAAGAACGCAUCCGAAGGAAUACUUAUGAUUUCAAAGACAGAAAUUUUGAGAUCGGAGAAAAGGUUGCCAUUCGGGAUUAUAGAUCGGCAAAUUCUCCGAUGGAAAAUUGGCAGAGUGACAAAUAA